AUGACUGCAACAAUGGCUCUCCCAAUUCAAAUGAAAAUGAAGGGAAAGGCACUUGUAUAUGAUAUUCUUAAGGAUAUUAUUUCAGCAUCUCAAGCUGAAAAGAAUGUUUUAGACAUAUACUCUUCGAAAUUCAGCCAUUCCUCAAUUAUGGAUUUUCAUUUAGGAUCAGAGUUCUCAAUUUCAUUAGACCAGAAUUUGCAGGAUCGAGUUCUACAUGAAAUCUUUGACGAGAUAGACGAUUAUAUUACAGAUGAAAUUCAUAAUUAUCUUACGGACUUCUUUAAUACUGACCGUAGGCAUCAAGGAUGGUGUGAAGUAGCUCGAAGUGAUUGUAAGUUGAAAACUAUAGUUGUCACUAAACCUGUUGAGAAAUAUUACAACCUUAGAGAGACUAAUUUUGGCGAAAUUCCUCUGAAAGGAAAAAUAAAAAGCAAUGCGGACGGUAUUGGAUUUCUCAAUGAUGUUUCAGAUUAUCAAAUUGCUUGCAUGGAGGAGGCAAAGCCUGGAGCGAGAAAAAAAAAGAUUAUUGACAAUGACACAAAGAAUAUAAGAAAUAUGACGCAGUUAUUCAAUAAUAUAAUUGUAUCGGAGGCAACUGAACGAUGA
This is a messenger RNA of Funneliformis geosporum, 606 nucleotides long. The record is from the annotation of a GenBank genome assembly. NCBI's taxonomy places the organism in Eukaryota, Fungi, Glomeromycota, Glomeromycetes, Glomerales, Glomeraceae.